AUCCUCCACUGCCUUUCACUGCCUCUUAGACAAAAUGACACCUGCUCCCGAACUGAACGUUCCGGCAUCGACAGCGACGGUCAACGUCUCAAUAAUCAACAGUGGCUCUAUACGCGGUACCAAUGCCCAGUUCUUAAUUGAGCCGCACAUCUCUGGCCACGACUGGCUCGCAGCGCCCUACCACUGGAACCUACCGCCACCUCUUACAGAGCGCUUCAAGCAGUCCGGCGCCCAACUGAUUGUGCCGAAGGGCGUGCGGGAGAUACUGGACGAGGGUGGAGUGGACACGAAGGCGAUCGAGGCCGUGGUUUGGUCGCACUGGCACUUCGACCACACGGGCGACCCCUCGACGUUUGAGCCGAGCACGGCGCUGAUCGUGGGUCCCGGAAGCAAAGAAAGGGUGUUCCCGGGUUAUCCGCAAGACCCAAACGCGCAUUUUUCCGAGGCCGAUGUCGCGGGUCGGGAGGUAAGGGAGCUGGACUUUACAAAGACUGGCUUGAAGAUCGGGCGGUUUGAUGCUUUGGACUAUUUUGGUGACGGCUCGUUUUACUUCCUUGACUCGCCGGGCCAUGCGGUUGGUCAUAUGUGUGGCCUCGCACGUGUGACGAGUGGUCCGGAUAGCUUCAUCUUGAUGGCCGGUGAUGCGAUACAUCAUAGCGGUGAACUGCGGCCACAUCCUUGGCAUCCGCUGCCCGAAGCCGUCUUGCCGCACCCGUUCACAAUGAGCAGCAGCUCGGCGUGCCCGGGAGAGCUGUUUGAGGGCGUUCUGCGCGAUGGGAAGUAUAGUCCGUUUUAUCUCCCUGCGAAACCGGCCAGUGGGCGACAGAUCCAUUACGACGUUCCUGUCAUGAUCCAGACGAUCCAGAAGCUGCAAGAGGCGGAUGCACAUGACAAUAUUCUCUUUGUUGUGGCGCACGAUGACACGCUCUUGGAUAUCGUGGAUUACUUUCCAAAGACAGCUAACGACUUUGUGGAAAGGCCCCGGAUAAUUUCACCACCCCUACUGGAUAUUUUUACCACCCCCCUAGUCACCGCCUGCCCAAUUGAGUAACGCGCCCGGCAGAAAGUUGCCUUCGUCGUUUGUAGAUAUAUUCGUUUGCUUCUCAACGCCUAAUACCUCAACGCCCACCCACCUCUCGCACCUCUCUUGCCAUUAACACCAUGGAUUACGACCUUGCGCA
Messenger RNA from Aplosporella prunicola CBS 121167, 1181 nucleotides. RefSeq lists its product as uncharacterized. The coding region runs from base 35 to 1051 and encodes 338 amino acids. The transcript is spliced from 2 exons. The record is from RefSeq and is a predicted model, not a curated record. Lineage: Eukaryota; Fungi; Ascomycota; Dothideomycetes; Botryosphaeriales; Aplosporellaceae.